AAUCAUUUAUUCCUUUUAAGGCUUUAAAAAAAUUAAUUUGAAGCAAAUGACAAGUGAUGACACUAGUAGCAUAUUACCCAAAUAAAAACACCAUGAAACUUCUCGAAUGACCCAUUUUAGAAGCGUGUAGAACUUAACCCAAAUUUGUAGGUGCUAAUUCUUUCUUUCGGUGUUGCAUACACAAAAACACUCCCUUUUUCAUUGUUUUUUCCGUGAAACAAAAAAAAAAAAAAAAAAAAAAAAAAAAAAAAAAAAAACAAACAAAAAGAAAACCUCUGCUGGACUCAUUCUUCAACCAAAUAUAAACCUCACGCUUUACACUUUCUCUCUCCUCAUCGGAAAACCACUCACUCUCUUUCUCUCUCCUCCGGCACCCGCCAAACGACGUCGUCGCCCGGCGUGGUUCCGUCAUCGGAGCUCCGUUUUCCGGCAACUCAUAUGGCCAUUUCACCUUCAUGGGCUGCUCAAUGGGGCGUUCGUCCCGUACUUAUGUCAGGACAUUCAAUGGAAAGUAAAUUCGCAACAUUUUCAACUUGUGGACCUUGCAAGACAAGAGCGAUUCAAUCUCUGAGUUCCAGCAUUUUUUCCCCUGAACCGGUGCAUUUAUUAUUUAACGUGAAUUCAGCUCGAAGUCCAUGCCAUAAAAGGGGUUUCCGUUUCAUUGUUAGGGCCGAGUCUGACUACUACUCAAUCCUAGGAGUCUCACGAAAUGCCAGCAAAUCAGAAAUAAAAAGUGCUUAUCGCAAGCUUGCAAGGAGUUUCCAUCCUGAUGUUAACAAGGAACCUGGAGCAGAGCAGAAAUUCAAAGAUAUCAGCAAUGCUUAUGAGGUCUUGUCAGAUGAUGAGAAACGGUCUAUAUAUGACAGAUAUGGGGAGGCUGGCCUUAAAGGAGCCGCAAGUGGUGGUCCAGGGGAUUUCACCAACCCCUUCGACCUAUUCGAGUCUAUAUUUGACCUAGGUGGUAUGGGAAUGGGGGGAAUGGGAGGAAGAGGCAAUAGAAACCGGGCCACCGAAGGCGAAGACCAGGUUUACAAUCUGGUGCUGAAUUUCAAAGAAGCCAUCUUUGGCAUUGAGAAGGAUAUUGACAUAAAUCGUCUGGAGACCUGUGGUACUUGCAAUGGAUCAGGUGCCAAACCUGGUACCCAGCCAACCAAAUGCAGCACAUGUGGUGGCCAAGGGCAGGUCAUAUCUGCAGCACGUACUCCCCUUGGGGUGUUCCAACAAGUGUCCACUUGCUCGGCCUGUGGUGGGACUGGGGAAAUUUCAACUCCUUGUAAUACCUGCAAUGGUGAUGGACGGGUGAGAAAAUCUAAGCGCAUCAGCCUGAAGGUUCCUGCUGGUGUUGAUGCAGGCAGUAGACUGAGAGUUCGUGGAGAAGGUAAUGCUGGAAGGAGAGGUGGGCCUCCUGGAGACCUCUUUGUGGCUAUUGAUGUCAUCCCUGAUCCUGUGUUGAAACGGGACGAUACAAAUAUUCUCUACUCCUGCAAGGUUUCUUACAUCGAUGCCAUCCUUGGGACAGCACUGAAGGUCCCAACUGUGGACGGGACAGUAGAUCUGAAAAUACCGCCUGGCACACAGCCUGGGACUACAUUGGUAAUGUCUAAAAAAGGUGUGCCAGUGUUGAACAAACCCAACAUUAGAGGAGAUCAGUUGGUCAGAGUGCAAGUUGAAAUUCCAAAGCGUCUUAGCGAUGAUGAAAGGAAGCUUGUUGAGGAACUUGCUAAUCUAAAUAAAGGUAAGGCUCCCAGCACAGCCAACAGUAGAAGAUAGCUGAAAUGAUAAAAGCUAGGAAAGUUAUUCUUGUGUUGAUGGUGUUUUUGCUCGACUUCCCCCUCUUUGAUUGAUCUCAUGUUGCAAGUACAAGCCCAGAAAUUUAUCCCCUUGCCCUAUGUUCUAGCUGAAAUAGUAAGAAUGGGGAUAUAUCCCAAGGCAGAUAUAAUUGUAUGACAUGUAUGUAUGGUACAAACUUUUAGCGGAGGAAACAACUUAGGUAAUAUACCUCAUUUUCUUUAUCUUAAGCCACAGCUUUUUGUUUCCAGUUUUUCUGAGCUUGCUGGGAAUAUUGUAAAUCAUUGGUGCAAUUAGCGAUAAUCACUGGUGUAAUGCUCUUAUGAGCAAAUAACAGCUGCAAAUAUUAGCAAUUUAUACCUUAUUCUGGGAGUGAUGAACAUGCUCUCAUGCCUUUCA
This is a messenger RNA of Chenopodium quinoa (quinoa), 2187 nucleotides long. RefSeq names its product chaperone protein dnaJ A6, chloroplastic-like. The record is from RefSeq and is a predicted model, not a curated record. Gene Ontology annotation, cellular component: cytoplasm. Bases 439 to 1770 code for a protein of 443 amino acids. Gene Ontology annotation, biological process: protein refolding; response to heat. The transcript is spliced from 7 exons. Gene Ontology annotation, molecular function: ATP binding; heat shock protein binding. NCBI's taxonomy places the organism in Eukaryota, Viridiplantae, Streptophyta, Magnoliopsida, Caryophyllales, Amaranthaceae.